This is a messenger RNA of Nezara viridula (southern green stink bug), 8524 nucleotides long. NCBI's taxonomy places the organism in Eukaryota, Metazoa, Arthropoda, Insecta, Hemiptera, Pentatomidae. The record is from the annotation of a GenBank genome assembly.
UAGCUUAUAGGGUGUUUUCACUUUUUUAGAAAAACUUUGAACUAAUAUUAAAAUGGCUUAUGUGUCCUGUUGACGUACAUAUUUGUGGGGAGGUUUUGAAAAAUAUGGCCGCCUCACUUUCUCAGUCAGAGCAUGUUGCUUAAAUCACGACUAGGUUGUGCAUUCGAGUGAUUUUGAAGUUUUUAUUUUACAGAAAGUUUAUUUAAACCGUUGUUGCCAGCAAAAUGAGUGUGGAUGCUUACGGCCCUAGUUCUCAAACGUUAACGUUUUUAGAUACUGAAGAAAGUGACCUUAUCGGAGCUGAUACUCAAGGAUCCCAAUAUGAUUUUACCGAUUUUACUCUGCCUUCACAAAGUCAAACCCAAACAUCUCAAUUGGAUGGGACUUCAAAUCCAAUUCAGGAAGUUACCUUACAUAAAGAUGGGCCACUGGGUGAAACGAUUCUUGAAUGUUAUUCUUGUGGAGUUCGCAACGUUUUUGUAUUAGGAUUCAUACCAGCCAAAGCAGACUCAGUCGUCGUUCUACUUUGUAGGCAACCGUGUGCUGCUCAGAAUUCCCUGAAAGAUAUGAAUUGGGACCAGGAGCAGUGGAAACCUCUAAUAUCUGACCGUUGUUUUCUCUCAUGGUUGGUGAAAGUUCCCGCUGAACAGGAUCAGUUGAGAGCACGCCAAGUCAAUGCUACUCAAAUAGCAAAAAUGGAAGAGCUUUGGCGAGACAAUGCAGAAGCUACAUUUUCAGAUUUGGAAAAACCAGGAGUUGAUGAAGAACCCCAGCAAGUCUUGCUUAGGUAUGAAGAUGGAUAUCAGUAUCAAAAUAUUUUCGGACCUUUGGUUAAAUUAGAAGCCGAUUACGAUAAGAGAUUGAAAGAAUCUCAAACACAAGAUAAUGUUGAUGUGAGAUGGGAUGUUGGUCUUAAUAAAAAGAUAAUAGCUUAUUUUACCCUGGCAAAAUCAGAUGGAGAUAUGAAAUUAAUGCAUGGCGAUGAGUUACGCCUACGUUACCUUGGAGAAAUGCAUAAAUCUUGGUCAGGAGUUGGCCAUGUUAUUAAAAUUCCCGAUAACUAUGGAGAAGAAGUUGGUAUUGAAUUAAAAUCAUCAUCUGGAGCUCCUACUGAAUGCACUUCUAAUUUUGUAGUUGAUUUUAUUUGGAAAAGCACCAGUUUUGAUAGGAUGCAGUAUGCGCUUCGCAAAUUUGCUGUCGAUGACGUAUCCGUUUCAGCUUACAUUUACCACCGAUUAUUAGGACAUGAUGUUGAAGACAUGUUAUUUAGAGUUCACCUUCCCAAACAUUUUUCUGCUCCUAACCUACCUGAUCUCAACAGAUCUCAGGUUUACGCAGUUAAGCACGCGCUUCAGAGACCUCUGUCCUUGAUUCAGGGACCGCCAGGAACAGGAAAGACAGUUACGUCUGCAACCAUUGUUUUUCAACUUGUCAAACAGAACGGAGGUCCAGUUCUUGUUUGCGCACCUUCCAACAUCGCUGUUGACCAGCUCACAGAAAAAAUUCAUCGAACUGGCCUCAAGGUUGUUCGUGUUUGUGCAAAAUCAAGAGAAGCUAUAGACUCUCCGGUUUCAUUUUUAGCUUUGCAUAAUCAAAUAAGAAAAAUGGAUUGUAAUACAGAACUGCAGAAACUUCAACAGUUAAAAGAUGAGACAGGGGAGCUAUCGUCGGUUGAUGAAAAAAGGUAUAGAAUGUUGAAAAAGUCUGCUGAGAAAGAACUGCUUGAUGCAGCUGACGUAAUUUGCUGCACGUGCGUCGGUGCUGGCGAUCCUCGACUUACACGAUUGAAAUUCCAUUCUAUCCUUAUUGACGAAAGUAUGCAAGCAACUGAACCUGAGUGUAUGGUUCCAGUUAUUUUGGGUGCGAAGCAGUUGAUUUUAGUCGGUGACCAUUGUCAAUUGGGUCCUGUUGUGAUGUGUAAAAAAGCCUCCAGAGCUGGAUUAUCCCAAUCCCUGUUUGAGAGGCUUGUGGUACUUGGAAUCAGGCCGUUCCGGUUAGAAGUUCAAUACAGGAUGCAUCCGGAACUAUCAAGAUUUCCAUCAAAUUUCUUCUACGAAGGCUCGUUACAAAAUGGAGUUUGUUCAGACGAACGAAAGUUGGCAAAAGUUGAAUUCCCCUGGCCUGUUCCUGAUAAGCCUAUGCUGUUCUAUGUUACUCAAGGGCAGGAAGAAAUAGCAGGUUCAGGAACAUCCUAUCUCAACCGAACCGAAGCCUCGAACGUGGAAAAAAUGGCUACCAGAUUCCUUAGAGCAGGAGUUAAACCCGAACAAAUAGGUGUCAUAACCCCUUACGAGGGUCAGAGAGCUUAUCUUGUACAAUAUAUGCAAUAUCAGGGCGCUCUUCAUUCAAAGUUAUAUCAAGAAAUCGAAGUGGCAAGUGUCGAUGCGUUCCAAGGAAGGGAAAAGGAUCUAAUCAUAAUGUCCUGCGUUAGGUCUAAUGAACAUCAGGGAAUAGGAUUCCUCAACGAUCCACGGCGUCUGAAUGUUGCCCUUACAAGAGCUAAAUAUGGCAUAAUAAUUGUUGGAAAUCCCAAAGUGUUAUCCAAGCAACCGCUAUGGAACCAUCUUCUCAACUUCUAUAAAGAACAAAAAGUCCUUGUCGAAGGUCCCUUGAACAAUUUAAAGGAAUCGCAGAUUCAAUUUUCCAAACCGAAACAAAUAGUUAAUACUACAAACCCUGGGACACAUUUCAUGUCGACAACGAUAUACGAUGCCCGAGAGGCUAUUGUUCCAGGCAGCAUCUACGAUAGGAGCAGUGGUACCAACAAUGCCUCUCAUUACUUCCCUCGACCUGCUGGAGGCGCUGUAGAUUUAUUUUCGAGACCACACGACCCAAUUAGCUAUAUUUCAUCCGAGCGUGGAGGAGGAACAAUGUCUAACAUUCCAGUUCCACUUGGUAUGUUUAUGAACAUGAGUCAUGUACCACCAAGAUUUUAUAACCAACACCAGCAGGCCCUUCAAGCCCGACAAAAUCAACGAGGAAGACCAGGAAGCGGCCGUGUUAGGAAUAGAACCGGCAACCUGAAGAAUAAGCUGUCCGGCCUGAGUCAAAACAACAGCCAAGACGUCACUCAACCUUACAGCCAGGGAAUUACGCAAGCCAUGUCCCAGGGUAUGUCACAGGCUGGUCUUAGCCUGUCGCAAGCUGGGCUCUCCCAGGCGGAGCUGUCGCAGGACUCUUACCUGGUUGGCGAGUUCCAAUCCCAAGUCGACGGCCUGCUGUCUCAGGACUCCACCUACCAAGGGGAGAGGUCUCCAUUUUACACGCCUCCUACUGCCACAACAGCUCCUCCACAUUUUUCGCAGAGGCUCAUACAAGCCGUAUUGAAGGGUCAGUUGAAGAGAGAUAGCUGGCUGGCUGAAAGUGUAUUCUACGGGCAGCAGCAAUGUGAAGCCCGCGGGUAGCUCGGGCCGAGCCGCAGGGUAUGGGCACUCUCCCUCACACACACGUACUUGCUCUCGUCCUUCAUCUAGCGACUGUACUCAGUAUAUAGAAAGGAUAAAUAUCAUUGAUUAGAUCCAGUCUAUGAUUUUAACUAACAUUUAUCUCAAAUCAUUUUCACACGAUGAAAUUUUUAAGUUGUUUUUAUUUUCACAUUAAAAAAAAAUGGAAAAAAAAAAAGAAAAAAAUGUAGAAAGUUAAAAUCUUUUCAUUACUCAUAGAUGGUUAAAUUUUUAAAUGGUUCUGUUAGAUGCCUUAAUAAUGUGUGAGGUGAAUUGGAAUAUCAUAUGAGUGUAUUCUAUUGUUGACGUCAGCGUCCAUUGAAAAUUAAUAAUAAAAAAAAAUAAAAAAAUACGAGGAAAUGCAGAAGGUUAAGUAUAAGAGGAUUACGAAAUGGUUUAGUAUCAAUUGAUGAUGAGGAAUAAUGCCAUUAAUGGAAUAAUGACACUCGAGCAAUAAAGUGUUUUUGAGUUUUUUUUUUCAUUUACUUAUUUAUCGUAAUAUCAUUUUGUUAUUAUAUACUCUGUUACCUGGACCAAAGUUACUGCGAUAAGCACAGUUUGAAAACCACGUUAUCGAUGGAUGUCGGUAGUCAUCAUUUCAUAUGUUUAUAUUACGAUUACAAACCACCGUUUCAAGAUUGCAUAUAUUUGAAGAGUUAUUUGAUUAGAUGUCAUUAUUAAUAAAAUCUUUUUCUGUUUUACAUUUCAUUUAAAAACUAUGGUAUAAUAUAAUGUUCUCUUUUUCCUUACUAUAAUAUUUUUUUUUGUUUUUAAAUAUUAAAUACAUGGUAAAUGUAUGAAUGAUUUAGAUUGCUUCAUUUUAUUCUCUGUAACAAUUAAUUAAUUUAACUAUUUUAUUUCAAAAUUGAUACAUAUUUUGUACUUUUCCAUUUUUUUUCUAUCAUAAAAUAUUCUUCUCUUGUAUUACAAAAAAACAUUUGUAGUAGGCCUAUAAUUUUUUUUUUUUCAUGCUGUAUCAUUGUGGUAAAGUGUAUUAUAUUUGUAUAUAUAUAGACGUUGGGUAUGUUCCGCUGUUUGCCCAGAAAUAAAUGUAUUGAAAUCAAUGUUGAAAUAUAUUGUGUAAUAACAAUUGGAUUUUUAUUUUAUUUUAAUUUUUGCAUUAUAUUAGAAACUUUUUAAAUUUGUUAUUUCUUUAUCUCUCUGAUACAGAUAUGAUUUCUUUUAAAGAAUUUUUUUUCGCUGAUGCACAUUUUUUUAAUCCUUUAAAGAUUUGUUUUUAAUUAAUUUUGUAUUUAAACUAAAAAAAUUGUUUGUAUUGUUGGAGAUUAUAUUUGAAAAAAUAAUGCAAUAUACUGCUUGAAUGCAUGUAUUGAAUUAUUUCUCUUAAUAAUAUUUUGUAUAGAUAAUUAAAAUUGAAAUAGAUUUCUGAUUUCGAAUAACUGUAAAAUAAAAUAAGUUUAGUUGUUUUUUCUAGCGUAUCAACGAUUCUAAAAAAGUUUUGUUCAAACAUCAAAUUUUUUCUGUUAUUUGUCUGAUUAGUCAGUAGUAGUCUUUUAGUUAGAAAUUAGAAGGAUGAGUAAGGUGUAGGGAAAAAUUUUACGAGAUCCAUAUUUUUAUUUUGAAACCGUACUUUUUGUCUUAACAAUAGUUGAGAAUUUACACGUAACUGAGCCCUUUUUGAACUUUGCUUCUUGAUAUUAUUUUUUCUUAUUAUCCAAUUGAAACACAUUUUAUCUGCCUUUUUUGGAUUAAAAAACAUGAAUCAAAAAGAUAAAGUUAAGUUUUGUUUGCAAUAUUUAUUUUUAAAUUAAUUUCUGAAGAUUCAGUUUCCUUCUAGUAGAAUUUCACAAGAGAUAUUGUCAAGAUGUCGUUGAUUUAUUGAUCAAGAAGAUCGUGUAAUUUUAGUACUGUCUCAUCUCUUUCCUUCAGUUGUAAACUUUAUUUCAAUAAAUAUCUUUAGCUUCUUGUAUGGAUUUGAUCUACCUAAAAAAAAUUAGUAACAAUAGAUAUAAUACUUAAAGAAAAAAAAACUAAGCAUUGACAUUGCCUCAUUACCUUUGAACUACCAAAUAAUUUUUUAGAUUAAAUGUCAAUUAAUACAAAAUAUUUAUGAAAUGGUAUCUCUUUGUAUUCUGACAGAAAAUCUAUUUGAUAUUGACAAAACUUUUUUAGAAAUUUAUUUAGAUUAUUCGAUCUCACAUCUGAGAGUAUUCGAUCAUUAAAAUAUUUUUUUUUUAUUGGCGAGGGGUAUUAUGAUUUUUUUUUUUUUUGGUAUAAUUGUUGUAAAUUAUUCGUUUACGAGAGAAAAAAAAAACUAUGUAUAAGUGUUAAUAGUUUGUGUUAUAAACACAUUACUAAGUCAUUAAGUUUUAUUAAAUAACCAAAUACAAGUUGAUAGUAUGAAAUAAAUUGUAAUUAUUUUAAAUGUUUAACAUUUGAGUGUUCCAAUACAUGAUAAUAAAAUACAUAUUUAUGUUUUAGUGUAGUAUAAAACUGGUCAAAUAAAAUAUUGUUUCAAAAGUGCUUGUAUCAUUCAGACUGAAAUGUCUCAAUAUUUCUGUAGCUUAAUGUAAUAAUUACUGCAAUAAAGAUUUCUCAUUUUCGGUAAAUUAAAAUAAUUAAUGCAGUUUCAUAAAAAUUAAGUUGUCUCAAUCGAUGUUGUUCAUUCUUGCAUAUAAGUGUAAAUAUAUUUUAUUUUUUACGGAUUGCACUACAUGAGAAAAAUUGGUAUUACUUGUUCUUGCAUUAAGCGGCAGAUAGAUUUAAUAUUUAGUAGUACUUGUCUAGCGAAUAUCAAAUUUAGAAAUGCCCGAUUUGAAUUCUAAAAGUAUUAACUGAUAUUGUAAAAUCCCACAUAGUUUGGAUUAGUUAGCAUACCGAGUUUCGACCAUUGGCAAUAAUAAAAAAAAAACACUUUUUUAACCAACCAAAAAAGUUUUGAAAUAUUUUUAAUUAAUUGUUUAAAAAUUCCUAUUAGUCAUACAAUCUGAUAUGAUUCUUUGUUAAGAACUUAAAAUGAAAAAUUAUGGGAGGUUUUUUAAAUUUAAAUUCAUGAAGUUUUAAAUAAAAUUAAUUUUACAAACCGAAUAAAACAUUUUUAUAAUAUUCAAAAAAACCGAUUACUGGGGUUCAAUUAUUAUUUUUUUAAUAAAGGGCCUAUAGGAUCAAUUAAAAUAAAAAUUAAUUAUUAAGAAAUUGAAAAUUUUAUUUGGAGAUGGAUAUAUUAUUUACUGUUAUUUUAAAAUUAUGGGUAUGACAAGUAGUCAGGAUUUGUAGCCUAUAAUAAGGUUUAUUAGUCUUGGCGAUGUUUCGACCUAAGUAUAUGGGUCAUCAUCAUGGCUAGAAAUUAAAAAAAUACAUUUGAAAUAAAAUAUACAGAUAGAACACCAAGAAAAAAAAAAAAUUAAGUAUAUAAAUAGUCCAAAUGAGUCGUUUAUUUCCUGAGUGAAUCAUUGUCAACUUUUUAGGAAACUCGAAAAACUAUAUUUCCUGUUCCAUUUGUAUUAUCAAAACCAUUAUUUUUCUGAAGAUAAAUUCAAAAAUUCUUUACUGAUAGAUUUUCGAAAAUUACUGAUUAUUCCAGUAGUAAUUAAAAAACAUUAAAACUUGAAUAUGAAAUUUCAAAACCUGUUGAAAAAAUAAAGGUUGAUUAGGUUUUGGUUUGCAGAGAAAAAAUGGUGUAUGAUUGGGGAAGAAAAAAUUAUAAAAAUUUUACUAUUAAAAAUUAUCUUGUAUAUUAUAAUGCUACAAUAAUUUUCAUUUGAAUAAAUCUAUUAAAACAGCUUUUGAUAAUUUUUUUUUAAAGAAUACUUAAGAUAUGCAAGUUUCAUUACGUUCCUUGAUAAACAAGUAUGGUUUUUGGGAAAAAAAAAAUUGCACCAUCAAAUUCAUUGGGUGUUUUUUUCAUGAGAAUCAUUACUUAUCUCAUUUUUGAUAAAAAUCUAUAAUGAUUCACUUUGGAAAUAUAAGACUCAAAUAACAACAUGGUAAUAGAGAUAAAUAAAAAGUAUAUAUAAAACAAUUACAAAAAGUAAUUGGAAUAUAAUAGGUAACGUUAUACACUCUUAAUUAUUGGCUAGCCUAAUAAACUAUUUAAAGACUGCAAAUCCUGAUUAUUUGUAAUCCUCAUAAUUGUAGUUGUACAAUGGUGUUCACAAAAUGGUUUCAAAAAACUAAUUACUGCUUUGUUAGAUUUGUAAGCUAUUAUAUUUAAUGAAGAGAUUUAUUUUAAUUUAAAAUGAAAACAUCAAAAGAAAAUAUGACAAAUCGAUUCUUUGGAAUAUCAAGAUUCUUUACGACUUGAAAUAAAACUAGAAUAUACUCAUGCUGUAGUGAUAUGUUGAGAAAUAGCAGUUUUAGGCUUAACAAUAUUCCAACUGAUAUCUGUUGUUUGUGACGGACACCAAUUUACGCAAGAUAGUGCUGGAACCAUAUUUCAAAGGGUCGAAGUAUUGUUUGAUUGCUUCAUGUCAUGGUUGUUUCACAAUGAAUAGCUAACUUUGAUAUUUGAGUUUUCUGUAGAGUUUUGGCUUGUAAUAAAAUCUAACUGGGUACUAUUUGAUCCAGUCGGCCAUAUCAAAUCUAGAAUGGUCGACAUAGUUUUAUAAGCUAGUCAGAAGUUAGUAAUUGAUAUGUUCCAAUAAAGAAAAAGUUUGAAUCUUUGACGACUACUAUUAGAUUUAUUACAAUUGUUUUCAGUUAAAAGAACUAAGAACUAUGGAUUUAUGUAAACAUAAAAAUAUACAUAUUGAGAACAACUGAUACCUAACCUAACUAAGAACUUUGAUUCUUGCAAAUAAAAAAAAACAAUUAUCAUGGAUUCAUUCAAUUUAAUUUUAUAAAUAACUAGUUUAAAGAAUUUAUUUUAAGAAAUAUUUUUGUUGCUAAGGUGUGAAUUUGAAAUGUGAAACUCAUUAAGCCCAUUUAAUAUUUUAAUUUUAAUAUUAUCCUCCUGAUUAAUCAGAUUAUGUUGUCUAAAUGGUUGUAUUACUGUUCUCUAUAUUUUCCACAGGUACUCUUCAAUUACUUGUUAAUGUUUAUAAUUAAUAAAUGAGUCAAUUGCUGUAACCAUAUACUUUCUAGAAUAAAGUUGCUCUUUUGAAUGGUUUUAUUACAAAUAA